CGCACGGCAGUCGCACUGAGUGCAUGUCAUUUCUAAUGGGACUGUGUUUACUGUCCAUAUUACAAUAAUAUUAAGGAUAUUAUUAGUUAUGCGUUAUUAAUCGUGCGUGUAAAGACAUGAGCACCAGAAACAGAUCCCCACCGGACUGAUCAAUAACAAACAUCAUUCAUCAGGACCACUAGCUGUACACCUGGACGGGUGCGAAGGCAAGCACAAGAAGGUGCAUUAAUAGUCCAAACAAGUGGAGAUAUUACUCUAUAUUCUGCUGUAAUUGAAAUAUUGUGUGUUUACAUUCGCUAUCCUGGACCUGAUUUGAAUAGCACAGUUGAGCAUCAGAGGACUUUAUUGAGUUGCCCGUCAUCAGUCAAUAGCUGGAUCCGGACACAAUGGAUCUUACACCGGUCGCGCUUCUCGUGUCCCUCAUCUCCGUGUCUCUGUCUGCGGAUAACGCGGGCGGUAAAGCGCGGAGCUGCGCGGACGUGCGGCACUUCUACAGCGGGAAAGGGUUCACGUUAAACGGAGUCCCGCAGUCCGAGAUAUCAGGGGAACAUCUUCGAAUCUGUCCGCAGGGCUACACCUGCUGCACCAGUGCCAUGGAGGAGACGUUGUCAAACCUGAGCCGCCGGGAGUUUGAGGGUCUGGUCAGGGAAGCAGGACGCUCCAUACAGGCCUCGCUCAAUGCCCAGUACAGAACAUUCGACACCUACUUCCUGGAACUUCUAAAUGGCUCUGAACGGUGGCUGGAGGAGGCUUUCGUGGCAGCUCUGGGGGAUCUGUACCGGCCUAACGCGGGAGUGUUUCGCGAUCUCUAUGCUGACCUGCGGCGGUAUUACAGCGGCACUGCUCUAAACCUCGAGGAGGUUUUGGACGAGUUCUGGAUGAGGCUCCUGGAACGUCUUUUGAAGGUGUCCGACCCCGAGACCGCCUCCCUGCUCUCUGAUGACUUCCUGGAGUGUGCCUCCAAGCAAACAGAGACCUUGCGUCCUUUUGGUGAUGCUCCGCGAGAACUGAAGUCCAAGCUGGUGCAGGCUUUCAUUGCCGCUCGGGCGUUUGUCCAAGGCCUUAAUGUGGCGGGAGAGAUUGUACGGAAGGUGUCUCAGGUUCCUCUGAGUCCGGAGUGUAAUCGUGCCAUUAUGAAGCUGGUGUACUGCCCGCAUUGUCGAAGCCUUGGUUCAGUCAAACCUUGCGUCAACUACUGCAAGAACGUCAUGAAGGGCUGCCUGGCCAAUCAAGCUGACCUAGACACUGAGUGGCAGAGCCUUUUAGAAACCAUGCUACAGGUGGCCUCCAGUUUUGGUGCCGAGCCCAGUAUGGACACGGUGAUCUAUUCCAUUCCUGUGAGAAUCUCAGAGGCUGUUCUCACCAUGCAGGAGAAUAUGGAGAUCUAUAAAAGCAAGGUUUUUAAGGUUUGUGGGGACCGUGGUGAGGAAGGCACACCGAGCUCAGUAUCUGAUGAGCCAAAAAAGAAAGCAAACACAGUAACAGCCCUUGAAUAUAAACCCAUCCCCAAAGCUGCAGCCAGACUUGAGGUACAGGUCACAGAUGUGUCCAGUAAACUGAAGGAAAUGCAGUUGUAUUGGAUCCAGCUCCCCUCCGCUCUCUGCAGUGGAAAAACAGCAUCUACGGCCAGCAGUGACAAAUGUUGGAAUGGCAUGACCAAAGCUAGUUACCUCCCAGACGUCAUGGGCGAUGGACUAGCCAAUCAGAUUAAUAACCCAGAGGUGGACAUUGACAUCACCAAACCAGACAGGAUUAUACGUCAACAGAUUAUGCUGCUGAAGAUCAUGUCUAAUCGCCUGAAAAACGCCCUCAAUGGCAACGAUGUGGAUUUUCAAGACACAAGUGAUGAUUUCAGUGGCUCAGGAAGUGGUACGUGUGCGGACCACCUUUGCGUCCACGGUAGGCCACCAGUCUUUGGGCCGAAAACUGACAGGCCCAAACUCUACGCCUAUGGCCCUGAAAACAAAAAAGUCAAAAGCAAUGGCAACCAGAUUCAGCCUUCUAUCAUCUUACUGGUUGUGUUACUUGCAAGUCUGCUGCUGAGACGGUAAUGGAGACACAGUACCACUAAAUCAAACUUUGGAAUCCGGAUCAGGAAAUUUGGAUAGGGUGGAGACAGAACAUGGAAUGUUAUAAAUAAAAGGAUUAGAAAAAAUGAGAAAUGGUGAGCUAUUAAAAUUGCCAAAAGAAAAAACAAAACCAUGCGAGUGAAUGGACAUUUUAUUUCCUGACAUGAAAAUAGCUGGAAAUGGAAUUUUGUUUUUUGUUUUUGUUAUGUUUUGUAAUACACGUCAGAAUUUAAGCACUGACUUGUUGCAUCAAUUGACAUCUUGCUUUUUUUUUUUUAACCUUUGAAUGUAAAAAGAUGAACUGGAUAGGAAGAAUUCUGUUUUAAAUUAAAGGGGUCAUGACAUGAGAAACCAAAUUUGCCUUGAUCUUUUGGUAUAUAAGAGGUCUUUGUAUCAUUAAAACGUCCUGCAAGUUUAAUAUUUUAAGACGUCCUCCCCAUUCUAAACGAAUCAUUUAUUUAAUCAAGCUCAAAAUACAGCUCGUUCUGGAUUCAUGGUUAGAAGUGGCGUGUCGGUUAGAAGUGACGUACCAGCGUUUGCAUAUGACCGCCUCCAGCACAAGAUAACUACGCUUUAAGCGCAAGACUACGCUCAUUUCAGUAUCGCCGUGCGCCUCACAAGUGUUCAGUCGAUGGACAGCGAGCUCUGACAGAGACUACUUGUGCACAGGAAAAUUACGA
Molecule: messenger RNA, 2749 nt
Organism: Xyrauchen texanus (razorback sucker)
Lineage: Eukaryota; Metazoa; Chordata; Actinopteri; Cypriniformes; Catostomidae
Product: glypican-1-like
Exons: 9
Coding region: 387-2051 (554 amino acids)
Biological process (GO): cell migration; regulation of protein localization to membrane; negative regulation of fibroblast growth factor receptor signaling pathway
Cellular component (GO): plasma membrane; cell surface; synapse
Molecular function (GO): fibroblast growth factor binding
Source: RefSeq, a predicted model, not a curated record